AUGAGCGCUGCACUCUCCGGUUCAGAAAUGCGAGCCAUCGCCAAAGAGGCGUUUAUUUACGGCUGGCCUGUUUGUGAGAACUACAACACUCUCUACGCAUACAGCAUUGAUGUCGAGCAUCCAGAAUACAAGGCGCCUUUCAAUCAGAUACACAGCACUGCGCGGGUCUUCACGCCCGAGGACAAGGCAAUCAUAACUCCGAACUCCGACACGCCAUACUCCUUCGCCUGGCUGGAUCUACGUGCUGAACCGGUGGUGAUAACAGUCCCGGCCAUGGAGAAGGAUCGCUACUUUUCAUUUCAGAUGAUUGACAUGUACACACACAACUUCGACUACCUGGGCACUCGAUGCACUGGCAACUCCGGUGGAGUGUACAUGAUCACAGGCCCAGGGUGGAAGGGCGGCAGCUACAGUGGCGAGGGCCCACCUGCCAAGGUGGACAAGGUCCUUUCUUGCGAGACGCCCCUGGCUCUUGCCAUGGUUCGGACGCAGCUCAAGGGGCCCGGGGACCUCGAGAAGGUGAAGGCUAUCCAGGCUGGCUACGAGGUCACUCCUCUCAGCAGCUAUCUGGGAAAGCCCACUCCGGAAGCCAAGUCGGUGAAUUGGCCAAAGUCGGAUAAGGCCCUCACCAUGACUGUGAAAAUGUACGAAAUCCUGGAUUUCGUCCUAUCUCUGCUUCCGGUGCACGAGAGCGAGAGGGAACUUCGAGCUCGACUUCUAAAGCUCGGGAUCGGCUCGGGCGGGCUCCGCGUCUCGGAGCCUUGGCGCUCUGAAGUCUAG
Molecule: messenger RNA, 780 nt
Organism: Symbiodinium necroappetens
Lineage: Eukaryota; Dinophyceae; Suessiales; Symbiodiniaceae
Source: the annotation of a GenBank genome assembly